ACCAGCCAAACGCCGGUUAUCAACACGGGAAUGCCACUGGGAUUACAUAUAUAGUCCGUCGCCUGCAGGUAGUCAGUCACCCAUUCUUGAUCGGACAUCGGAUCGACUCUCACCAUGCAAGACGGUAAGAGAAUCGCCAUCAUUGGCAGUGGUGCCGCAGGCAUGGCCGCCCUUUGGGCCCUGCACAAGCACUCGCCUCAUCAAGUCCAUCUCUACGAAGCGGCUCCUCGUCUUGGGGGUCAUAUUAACACAGUGGAAUUCAAGAGAGAGAGCGAUGCUGUCAACGUGGACACUGGAUUUAUUGUGUUGAACAAUUCUACCUAUCCCAAUUUUCUCAACUUUCUCAACACUAUCAAUGUCCCAACCACGCCUUCGGAAAUGUCCUUUAGUGUGUCACGGUACUCCGAAUCUGGCCCGUUUGAAUGGGCGGGGUCAUCGCUACGAAACCUCUUUGCGCAAGGCCGGAACCUUUUCUCUCCUAAUAUGUGGCGGAUGGUAUUCGACAUGGUGCGGUUCAACCACUUUGCACCAGACCUCCUUCGCCUUCCCGACGAGGACAAUACCAUCUCCAUUGGCGAGUAUCUCGAGAAGGAGGGGUAUUCGGCAUUCUUCCGCGACAACUACCUGAUCCCUUUGACGGCGUCCACAUGGAGCACCAGUCCAGAGAAAUGCGACUUGCAAUUCCCGGCUGUGACUCUGAUAAGAUUCCUGUACAACCAUAACCUCUUGAAUACUCUCGGGCGCGGACUAGAAUGGCUUUCGGUAGUCAACGGCGCCAAAAGCUACGUCGAAGCUGUAAUGGCAGAUUUUCCCAACGAGCAAGUCUUUCUCAAUCGACCUGUGGUGUCCGUCACCAACGAUCCGGCCUCGGGAAUGGUAAGUGUCACCACCGCAGAAGACAUAGCCACCUACGACCACGUCAUCAUCGCCACGCCGGCACCUCAAGCAUUGUCCCUAAUCUCAACCUCGGCGACUGCAACUGAGAAAUCUAUUCUAUCGGCUUUUGAGACAACCACCAACACCGCAGUCCUUCACUCGGACGAGUCUCUGCUUCCCCAAAACAAAAGGGUCUGGUCUACAUGGAACUACCUAAGCAACGGGUCCGCAGACCAGGUAUGUGUCACAUACAACAUGAACCGCGCGGUGGGGGCUUCGCAUGCCAAAUACGGGUCUGUGUUGGUGACGAUGAAUCCGAUGUUCAUGCCCGAUGAGCGGACCAUCCAGGGAGUUUAUGAGUAUGAGCACCCACUAUUUACCCCUGCUGCGGUGAAGGCCCAGACAAUGCUGCCGCAUAUCCAGGGCACACGGGGCAUCAGUUACGCGGGCGCGUGGACAAUGUACGGGUUCCAUGAGGAUGCUUUUACGAGUGCAUUUGGAGUUGUGAAGGACUUGGGUGCAAACCUUCCCUUCCCAGUUGCUAACAGUCGGCUAAAGGGGGGAUUUGUAUUGGAAGUGACCUGGUUGGAGUACGUCUUCAAAUUGAUAUUACAGGGCAUGCAGUGUUUAGUUGUGAUCUUGAUGGGGAAUGCUCUCCGACAAGGGGGGAAGCAGAAGGCGCGCUAGGAAGACAGGAAUAUGUGAUAGUGGAAUAGUUCGCAGCAGUAUAUCAAUGUACCUCACUUGACCUUACCCUGGCGCUUUCGUAGCCCCCCAAUUAGGUAGUAUCGCCUCACUAUGCACCUGCGCCCGGCCGAAUAUCCCCGAUAAACCUGUCACAUCCUUUCUUUGAGCUUGUUGAUCCCAUUCGUAUCACCUGAUCUUCCCCUUGCAUGAAUACAAUCAUUUUGCAUAUGAUAUAUGCCGUGCAAGGCGCCAUCGUUAUCUUCAUUAGAGUAUGGUCUAGGAUUGUGUCUAUGAAAGGGGUUAUGUUCAUCUACGACGGCUGGUAAUCAAGUUCCUUUGAUAGUCAC
Aspergillus sclerotioniger CBS 115572 is the source of this 1910-nucleotide messenger RNA. RefSeq names its product NAD(P)/FAD-dependent oxidoreductase. The record is from RefSeq and is a predicted model, not a curated record. Gene Ontology annotation, molecular function: oxidoreductase activity. The transcript is spliced from 4 exons. The coding region runs from base 115 to 1563 and encodes 482 amino acids. Lineage: Eukaryota; Fungi; Ascomycota; Eurotiomycetes; Eurotiales; Aspergillaceae.